Messenger RNA from Balaenoptera musculus (blue whale), 2498 nucleotides. It is a transcript of the gene LIPM, whose product is annotated as lipase family member M. The coding region runs from base 46 to 1380 and encodes 444 amino acids. NCBI's taxonomy places the organism in Eukaryota, Metazoa, Chordata, Mammalia, Artiodactyla, Balaenopteridae. Gene Ontology annotation, biological process: lipid metabolic process. The transcript is spliced from 9 exons. Gene Ontology annotation, molecular function: hydrolase activity, acting on ester bonds. The record is from RefSeq and is a predicted model, not a curated record.
UAAGUUGCUUCAGAAUUUGGAGAAGAAAUUACAGCUGGAAAAUAUAUGAAAGAGUUUUUAAACCUACAGAUUCUUCUGACUUUAGAAUCAGUUGUUAUAUUACCAAGAACAGAUAAAUGCAGAUGUUGGACCAUGUCAAAAAUCUUGUCAAGAGAGUGGAUUGUUUCACACAGAAACGAGAUGUGUCUUCUGAUUCUGAUGGCACAUUUGUUCCAGAGAAAUGUGAAUUCAGGACAUAUGCCAACGAAAGCUGUGGACCCAGAAGCAUUCAUGAAUAUUAGUGAAAUCAUCCAACAUAAAGGUUAUCCCUGUGAGGAGUAUGAAGUCCCAACAGAAGAUGGGUAUAUUCUUUCUGUUAACAGGAUUCCUCAGGGCCUAGUGCAACUUAAGAAGACAGGUCCCAGGCCUGUGGUGCUACUGCAGCAUGGCCUGCUUGGAGAUGCUAGCAACUGGAUUUCCAACCUGCCCAACAACAGCCUGGGCUUCAUUCUGGCAGAUGCGGGUUUUGAUGUGUGGCUGGGGAACAGCAGGGGAAACACCUGGUCUCAGAAACACAAGACCCUCUCCAUAGACCAAGAUGAGUUCUGGGCUUUCAGUUAUGAUGAGAUGGCUAGGUUUGACCUUCCGGCAGUCAUAAACUUUAUUUUGCAGAAAACGGGCCAGGAAAAGAUCUAUUAUAUCGGCUAUUCACAGGGUACCACCAUGGGCUUUAUUGCAUUUUCCACCAUGCCAGAGCUGGCUCAGAAAAUAAGAAUGUAUUUUGCUUUAGCACCCAUAGCUACUGUUAAACAUGCAAAAAGCCCUGGGACCAAAUUUUUGUUGCUGCCAGAUGUGAUGAUCAAGGGAUUGUUUGGUAAAAAAGAAUUUCUCUACCAGACCAGAUUUCUCAGACAGUUUGUUAUUUACCUUUGCGGCCAGGUGAUUAUUGAUCAGAUUUGUAGCAACGUCAUGUUACUCCUGGGAGGAUUUAACACGAACAACAUGAACAUGAGCCGAGCAAAUGUGUAUGUCGCUCACACGCUUGCUGGAACAUCUGUGCAAAACAUCCUGCACUGGAGCCAGGCAGUGAAUUCUGGGGAACUUCGGGCAUUUGACUGGGGCAGUGAGACCCAGAAUCUGGAAAAAGGAAAUCAGCCAGCUCCUGUAAGGUACAAAGUUAGAGACAUGACGGUCCCUACAGCAAUGUGGACUGGGGGUCAGGACUGGCUUUCAAAUCCAGAAGACGUGAGAAUACUGCUCUCCGAGGUGACCAACAUCAUCUAUCAUAAGAACAUUCCUGAAUGGGCUCACGUGGAUUUCAUCUGGGGUCUGGAUGCUCCUCACCGUAUGUACAAUGAAAUAAUACAUCUGAUGAAGCAGGAAGAGGCCAGCAUUUCCUAGGGAACUGUCAGUAUCAGAUUGUGAAGCAUCUGAUAAUGACAAGUCUUAGGAAAAAUCUCAUGAAAGAUGGGGCCGGGAUACAUGAAUGGAGGACUUCAAAGAUUUCCAGCACUGGAAACCUACCAUAUUAGUAGAAGGGAAGUGGAGAAGGGAAGGCAGAAACACAGUAUACAUUCCUUCAGAUUUUCUGCAUUUGGCACUAAAACUGGCAUUUAAUUUUUUCAAUUAAUUAAAUUACUCAUUGGGUGAACAUACUUUUCAUGUGCUAUUAUGUGCUCUGCCAUCUUGAAGGGUAGGUUUUACCUGACAGCUAGAAAUUAUCUAGACAUUCUUUAUGUCAUUCAGGUACAUUUCCUUAAAACAUUUAUUUUUUUGUCUACGAGCCAUAUUUUUGGAACAAUAAAGUAAAAAGACAAAUUGGGGUCAGAGGUCUUAAAUCUCUGGAUUGUUGUUGAAUUUGACAAAAUAAGCUAGACGUUUUCACCUUAUUGCUACAGAGACGUAACACUACCUCAGGAAGCCAAGCUGCUUUAACCAAAAAAGAAAAAGAAGGGACUUCCCUGGCAGUCCAGUGGUUAAGACUUUGCCUUCCAAUGCCAUGGGUGCGGGUUCACUCCCUGGCCGGGGAGCUAAGAUCCCACAUGCCUCGCAGCCAAAAAACCGAAACAUAAAUCAGAAGCAGUAUUGUAACAAAUUCAAUAAAGACUUUAAAAAUGGUCCACUUCAAAAAAAAUUUUUUUUUUUAAAAAAGAAAAAGAAAAAUCAAUGUACAAGUAGAGAUGAAAAGACCAAGUUUUGUAGUUGAGUGUCAGAGAAGAUAAUUUUGUAGGGUAUUUUGAGUUUUCUAAUAAAUGCAUUAUGCAUUGCGUAAAGCAUGCACGUGUAUUUCAGUACCUAGGUUCUAGUCCAAGCUUGUUUGAGAGUUUACAGCUUGCGGCUAGGAGACCUUCUGGUUUCCAAUGUCUGGCCCAGGUUUCUGCCUUCAAAAAUUAAACGCUGGGGGCUUCCCUGGUGGUGCAGUGGUUGAGAAUCUGCCUGCCAAUGCAGGGGACACGGGUUCGAGCCCUGGUCUGGGAAGAUCCCACAUGCCGCGGAGCAACUGGGCCCGUGAGCCACAA